Messenger RNA from Polyodon spathula (Mississippi paddlefish), 1675 nucleotides. Its product is annotated as homeobox protein Hox-B2a-like. The coding region runs from base 60 to 1208 and encodes 382 amino acids. The record is from RefSeq and is a predicted model, not a curated record. Lineage: Eukaryota; Metazoa; Chordata; Actinopteri; Acipenseriformes; Polyodontidae. Gene Ontology annotation, molecular function: DNA binding; DNA-binding transcription factor activity, RNA polymerase II-specific. The transcript has 2 exons. Gene Ontology annotation, biological process: regulation of DNA-templated transcription.
ACACACACACACACACACACACACACACACGCUCAUCUGCGUUUGAACCCGAAGAAGCGAUGAAUUUUGAAUUUGAGAGGGAGAUCGGCUUCAUAAACAGCCAGCCUUCCUUUGCAGAGUGCCUGACAUCCUUCCCCGCUGUCCUGGAGUCAUUUCAAAGUUCAUCAAUCAAGGACUCGACAUUAAUUCCUCCUUCUUUUGAACACACCAUUCCCAGCCUAAACCCGUGCGCUAGCAGCCAGCCGCGACCGAGAAGCCCAAAACGGAUUCCUAAUGGCCUCCUUCAGCAGCAACCUGCACAACAGUCCCCGACUCCCCCGGUUCCUUCUGCCCCAGCGGCAGCCGAGUUCCCAUGGAUGAAGGAAAAGAAAUCCUCGAGGAAGAACCGUCACCAGUCCACUGCAGGGGCAACCUCCGCCUGUCCCUCGCCGUCUUCUUCUGGCUUUUCCGGCUAUGGAGUCGGUUCUCCUGCGGAGGCCCGUGAGAGCGCGUUGGAUAAUGGGAGCGGCUCCAGGAGACUCCGGACAGCCUACACCAACACCCAGCUGCUAGAACUGGAGAAGGAGUUUCACUUCAAUAAGUACCUUUGCCGGCCUCGCAGGGUGGAGAUAGCCGCCUUGCUGGAUCUUACCGAGAGGCAGGUCAAAGUCUGGUUUCAGAACCGGAGAAUGAAGCACAAAAGGCAGACGACGCACCAUAGGGACGGCCAAGAAGGGGAUCCGGGUUCCUUCGAGAGCCUGGAAGAAGAGGAGGACGGCUCUCUGUUUGCCGGCCAGCCCGUGGAGGCGUCAGGGUCGGCGGCUUUAGAAAGGGAAACAGCGUGCGGGUCAGCUGCUUCUAUUAUGAGUAACAAUAAUAAUACUUGUAUCAAGGAGCAAUCUGCUAAAGAGCCGAGGCAGACCCCGCAGGAGCAUGCGGCAGCCCCCCAGAAAAGCAUUAGGGCUCCAUUGUACGACUCGCCCACACCAGAUAGCUUUACAACAACGGACCGUGGCUGCGCAUCUCACCCCCCGGAUAACUCGUAUUCAGAGACCCAGGACUGUGCCUCGCUCCCCGAUUUGAAUUUAUUUUCUCCCGAUUCCUGCCUACAGAUUUCAGACGGCUUGUCUCCCAGUUUGCAAAGUUCCCUCGACAGCCCUGUCGAUUUUUCCGAAGAGGAUUUUGACUUUUUUUCAAGCACCCUUUGUGCAAUAGACUUACACUUAUAGAAACAAAACAGAUUUCUUUAUUUCUUUAUUUCUUUAUUUCUUUAUUUAUUUUGCACCUGCGCCCCAAGCCUUUCCUCCUAUGUAAAAUAUACACAUGUACUGAUUUAAUUUAGAAACGAAUCGUGAUCAUAAAAGUUGGGUUCAUACUGGAAUGUAUAGAAGGCUUUCUGUUUAAUUCCACCCUGUCCAUUGUGGAUUCAUUUGUUCAAAAUCAGGUAUUUGACUGUUUUUUUUUUUUUUUUAAUAUUCAUUCAUUCGCGAUUUUAUUUAUUUAAAACUAUGAAUACAUGUUCAGCUCUAAGCGGUGUGGCUUCUCGAAUCUUAAAUACGAAAAAAAAAAUACUCAGGAAAUAUAACAUUACAUUUGUUAGACCAUCUUCUUCAUUUCCUUGUUUUUCUUUUUACAUUCUAGAACUAGAUUAUUUAUCGAGAUCCUUUAAAAGUAAAUUGGAAAUUAUUUAUUGUAC